Molecule: messenger RNA, 1116 nt
Organism: Protopolystoma xenopodis
Lineage: Eukaryota; Metazoa; Platyhelminthes; Monogenea; Polystomatidea; Polystomatidae
Source: the annotation of a GenBank genome assembly
AAUCACAACCUCCAUGCCACAUGUCUUCGGAGGCUGCCGCCUGUGUUGGUGAUCGGGAAAGCAGUAAACGGCCAGAAGCACUCCCCAACGAGCAAGCUUAAGUCACUCUCAGCACCCUCAAGAGGGCCAGCUGCGACACUCGACAGGUACACUUCUGAGACCAAGCCCCAGUUCCCCAGAAUGAUGGAGCAAUUUGUACUCUCGCAGCCUGAGUACCGACUUCAGCCUGUAGGUCGCCAAAUACGUCCGAACUCAGCACAGAUGACCUCGGAUCUAGAUCCAGAUCAGCAGGUGCUGCAGGAGAGGUUGGUUGGAGAGCUAAAAUGUCUACUCGCCAUUCAUCGCCAAAGACACCCCAUCGCCGAUCAAGAGCAUGAGGAUGCACACCAAACAUUUGAUGCUAUGCUCACAAAUAGGGAAAUCGCAUCCUCUGAAUUGGCUUCCCCGAUGACACCGAGGCUCAAGACAAUGCCUGAACUCGAGUUCGGAGGGCCUAUGAAUGUCAACGCCGUGUAUAGAGGCUUAUCUGGACCCGUUACCAACAGUAUGUGGACCUUGCCGCAGGCAAUGACCAGCCGAGGAGCCGACUUCCACGAAAGUCAGCAGGGCUGCGGCAUAUGUAACGAAGGCUCGAGACAAGGGGGUUCCAGACUGAUGCGCUCUCAGUCACUGACGCGACACCAGCUGUACACUGUACCGCCAGACCCUCGCCUCCCAGCGCUUCGGCACCAAGUCGCCAUCACCAAGCCUAUCGGUAACUCGGCCACUUUGAUAGCUCCUGGACAAUAUGGGUUUAAUGGCUACUCACAUGGAUCGGCUUAUAGUCAUGGGGGCAACCAUGACAAUUCUCUUAAUCGAUUUGCCUCGAUAGGCCAGAUCUCAGUGAUGACGGGUGGACGUUAUUAUACAGGAGACUCUACGUGGGCUCUGGGAGCGGCGAUUCCUCUGCUCAAACCACCAACACCACCACCAACUCCGCCACCUCCGUCGCCACCUCUGGAGCCUCUGCAACAUUUUGUUGUGGUACAGAAGAAAAAGCCAAAGAUCGAAGGACCUGUACAUUGGUGCCGAGGUGAAAAAGGGGGUUGCUCCGGAAUUGGACAUGAAAGUAAGUAA